Messenger RNA from Topomyia yanbarensis, 6054 nucleotides. RefSeq lists its product as uncharacterized. The transcript has a single exon. Gene Ontology annotation, molecular function: nucleic acid binding. The record is from RefSeq and is a predicted model, not a curated record. The coding region runs from base 1 to 6054 and encodes 2017 amino acids. Lineage: Eukaryota; Metazoa; Arthropoda; Insecta; Diptera; Culicidae. Gene Ontology annotation, biological process: DNA integration.
AUGGCUUCUCGUAAUUCCAAAGGGGAAGAUGUGGGUCAUGACGAGGCCCCCCCUACCGUUUUAUCGAAAUGCGUGUAUUGCAACAAGCAUGAGUCGGAGGAUGUAAACUGGGUCCAAUGUAAAACUUGCGAGCAGUGGGCCCAUUUUUCCUGCGCUGGCGUGAACGAGAGUAUUGCGGAGAAAGAUUGGGACUGUUCAAGAUGUGCCCAGUUUAUCGUUCAGCAGCUGAAUGUCCCCAAACCAGGUAAGACGCGGUCGACUAAAAAUAAGACCGGAUCGAAAAGCGACUCAGGGUCUGUUCGCGGCAAUGGAUCUGUUCCAGAACUAGCUGAUCAGCACUUUGAGGAAGAACAGCUCGCGCGCGAAAGAGCCUUUGCGAAGCAAAUUGAGAUUCGGGAGAGAAGAUUGCAACGAGAAUUGGAAUGGAACGCAAAGCAGCUGGAGAUGGAACGAAAUAUACGCAAGAAGGAGCUCGAAGUGCAGCGUCGGAUGCAGGAAGAAAAAUUAAAGCAAGAGCAAGAACUGCUAAACGCUCAGUUGGAAACUGAGCAAGAGUUUUUCAAGCAGCGUGAUGCCAUCCGUUGCAAGAUGAACAACAGUCUUCAGAAAGUUCAGUCGUGGAUGGACGAGGAAGCUGCUGUCGGUGGUACGUCGGAGCAGAACAAGAAAGUUGAUUCUUGGCUGAAGCAGCAAGAGAAGGACGUAACAAUUCCCGCAGCAGAUAUUCGCGGUGCGUACAAUAAGGGUGGGAAACCGAUUGUUACCCCGGUACUAAAAGGUGCGGGAAGUCGCUGUUCCGGAAAAAGUUUCACACCAGUCAACGAAAAGGUAGUGGAUGAGGUUUCCGAGGAAGACAACUCUGAUAGUUCUGAAGGUGAACCAGAUGAAAACAUAAGCGCGGGUAGACAUUCGCGAAUUGCGAACGGAAAUUUCGGAACGCGCGGAUCAGAGAUAUUUAGCGCCUUUAGAGAGCAAGCUGUUCCAAGUGAAAUUGGCAGAAGUCGCUAUGAAUCGGAAGGGCAAGUAUUUCGGCUAACCCGAGAGCAGAUUGCCACGAGGAAGGUGGUAUCCGGAAAUCUGCCGAAGUUCAACGGAGAUCCGGAAACAUGGCCACUGUUUAUUAGCAGUUUUGAAAACACAACCAGGGCUUGUGGUUACUCAAACAUUGAGAACCUGGAUCGUUUGCUGAAUAGCUUGGGAGGAGAAGCGCUCAACGCCGUGAGAAGCAUGCUGAUACUUCCUGAUUCCGUGCCGGAAGUUAUUCGGGAUCUUCGCAGAUUAUUUGGCCAGCCGGAGAAGUUGCUAAAAAUACUGCUUAAUAAGGUCAAGAACGCUCCACCGCCAACAACGGUAGAUCUAAAAACCUUCGUUAGGUUUGGUAUAACGGUCAAACAGCUCUGCGACCAUCUAGAAGCAGCUCGGCUUCGCGAUCAUCUUCGUAAUCCGCUUCUGGUGCAGCAGCUCGCCGAAAAACUGCCCCCAGAAUAUCAAAUGAAAUGGAUAGAAUACAAGCGCGGCAAGAAAGGAACACCACUGCGACUGUUCACGGAUUACAUAACAGAUAUUGGUGAUGUCGCUUCCGAAGCAGCAGCAUAUUCGUCGACAGUAAAUGACGUAGCGCGAUACUCCAAGGUUAAACCAGCCAGGAAGAAGGAGUUUGUACACGUUCAUGAUUCGGCAUCGAAACGAGAAGAGGGAAUGCAAUUGGAAAGGGUUAGCAAAGCUUGUUGGAUUUGCAAGCGAACAGAUCAUCGGAUCAGGUUCUGCGACGAUUUUCGGAAGAUGAAUAUCGUGGAGCGGUUGAAAGCAGUAGAUAAACAGAAGUUGUGUGGCAUUUGCCUCAAUAGGCACGGUGACAAUCCCUGUGGCUCUAAAGUUCGAUGUACGAUGAAGAAUUGCAAGGGGAAUCAUCAUACACUUCUACAUCGCGUUGAAGAAUCCGUACAGCUACAGAGGGUGGAAUGCAAUGCACACAGAGAUGCAGAUCGUUCAGUCAUAUUUCGCAUGGCGCCGGUGACGUUGCACUAUGGAAAGAAACGUUACGAAACACUAGCGUUUAUGGACGAGGGUUCGUCCACCACAUUAAUGGACGAGGCAAUCGCGGAGAUACUGAAAGUGGAAGGCGAGCUUGAGCCGCUGAUCGUAACCUGGACAGGUGACAUCAACCGUUUCGAGAAUGGUUCCCGGAAAGUCGACUUAUUGCUGUCGGUGAAAGGAUCAAAAGAAAAGGUUCCGUUAGAGAAUGUUCGCACUGUUUCCGAGCUCUUGCUUCCUAAACAAGAUAUGCGGUUUGCAGAUGUAGCGAAGCACUAUCCGCAUUUAGCGGGAUUGCCGGUAAAGGAUCUUCUCGGAGGACAAGCGACAAUUCUAAUCGGCUUGGAUAACCUACAUCUAUUUGCGCCGCUGGAGUCACGAGUCGGUAAACAGAAUGAGCCGAUCGCCGUGCGGUCAAAGGUUGGAUGGACGGUGUACGGACCAGAGAAGCGGAAGCCUAGCGCUAGCACCUUUCUAAAUUUACACACAGUUGCAUCGGUUAGUAAUCAGAAGCUUCAUGACUUGAUGCGGAACCAGUACGUUUUGGACGAUGUGGGUGUUACAUCAUUCGCCAUACCGGAGCCGAAGGAGGAGCAACGAGCAAAGGCAAUCCUGCAAGCGACGACUAAGCGUGUAGGCGAACAGUUCGAAACCGGGCUACUGUGGCGAGAUGACGUUCGGCGAUUCCCUGACAGCUACUCAAUGGCAUUGCGAAGAAUGAAAGCACUGGAACGAAAGCUGGAGAAGGAUCCAGUAUUGAAGCAGAUUGUGUGUCAGCAGAUAAGCGACUAUCUAGCGAAAGGAUACGCACACAAAAUAACCAACGCAGAAAUUACAAACACACCAAACUCUGCAGUCUGGUAUUUACCAGUUAACGUGGUGUUGAACCCGCGCAAGCCAGGAAAAGUGCGACUGGUGUGGGACGCAGCCGCUUCGGUCGGAGGAAUUUCUUUGAACUCGGAGUUAUUGAAAGGGCCGGAUAUGUUGAUACCCCUUCCACGGGUCAUUUGCCACUUUCGAGAGCGUCCAAUCGCGUUUGGAGGAGAUAUACAGGAAAUGUACCACCAGAUUCGAAUCAAAGACGAGGACAAGCAAGCGCAACGAUUCUUAUUUAGGCCUGACCAAGGGGAAAUGCCACAGGUCUACGUUAUGGACGUUGCUACCUUCGGUUCCACGUGCUCGCCCUGCUCCGCGCAGUUUGUAAAAAAUCUAAACGCGGAACAUUUUAUGGAAAAGUACCCGGAGGCAGCAGCAGCUAUUGUUAAGAAACACUAUGUAGAUGAUUACUACGACAGUGUAGACACAGUAGAAGAAGCAAUACAACGGGCUAAAGAAGUGAAGUAUAUACAUGCACAAGGCGGCUUCCACAUCAGAAACUGGGUGUCGAACUCGGUAAAGCUUCUAGAAGAGCUUGGUGAUCGUAGCUCGAACGGAGCAGUGCAUUUCAAUCGAGACAAAGGCACAGAGUACGAGCGUGUGCUGGGUAUUGUUUGGGAGCCAGCUGAAGAUAUCUUUUCGUUUGCUACUGUGUCAAAUGCAAAUUUCACGAAGGUACUGGAAGAAGGAGAAUGUCCAACGAAACGAAUAGUCCUCAGUUUCGUUAUGGCACAAUUUGAUCCAAUGGGAUUCAUCGGUCCCCUAACUGUACGCGGGAAGAUGCUGAUCCAAGAUCUCUGGAGAACCGGCUGCGACUGGGAUUCCAAAAUUGAUAAGGAGUCGCAUGAUAAAUGGCGACGUUGGAUAAAUAUGAUGCGAAACAUAGGGUCCUUUAAGCUGCCUCGAAGUUAUUUCGGAAAUGCCAAAUCGAACGAAAUAGACGAUCUGGAGUUACAUAUAUUCGCUGAUGCCAGCGAAAAGGCAUACGGCUGUGUGGCGUACUUCCGAGCGAUCGUACGAGACGAGGUAAGGUGCGCCCUAGUUAUGAGCCGUGCCAAGGUGGCUCCACUGAAGCAGACAUCAAUACCGCGUCUAGAGCUACUGGCAGCAGUUCUUGGAGCACGAUUGUCGAAAACAGUUAUCGAUAACCACAACUUUGGUAUUGGAAAAGUGGUGUUCUGGAUUGAUGCGAGCGUUGUGUUGUCCUGGAUUCGGUCUGACCAGUGCAGAUACAAACAGUUUGUUGGCUUUAGAAUUGGCGAAAUUCUUAGCCUGACAAAAUUGACCGACUGGCGGUGGAUACCAACUAGACUUAACGUAGCGGACCAACUUACUAAAUGGGGUAAAGAUCCGGAUAUGCACGCUGAUAGCGCGUGGGUCCAGGGGAUGGAAUUCCUGUACACGAACAAGCAGGAGUGGCCAAAGAAGGCACUACCUCCGGCUAAUACAACCGAAGAAUUACGCAUUCAUCUCUUGUUGCACGAUGUGAAGGUGCAAGCAGUUCUCAUCGAUCCUUCGCGCGUAUCUAAGUGGACGGUGCUUGUUCGUACCAUGGCGUCCGUAUUCCGUUUCAUCUCGAACUGUAGACAAAAGGUCAAGGGGCUACCGAUCGAAACACUGAAAGCGACGGACCGACAGGCGAAGGUUCGGUGUACGAAAAAUGUGGCUUGUGUCCGCGUGCCAUUACAGCAAGUCGAGUAUGAGAAGGCAGAGAAAUGUCUGUUUAAAAUGGCGCAGGCGGAGAGUUUCGUUGAUGAACUAAAGGUGCUGAAACGAAAUAAAGAUCGUCCAGUAAACCAAUGGUUAGCAGUUGAAAAAUCUAGUCCAUUGAGCAAGCUGACACCGUUGAUCGACGAAGCAGGCAUGAUUCGCAUGGAAGGCCGUUGCGAGCGAGCAGAUGAACUACCAUUUGAUCUGCGAUUUCCUAUAAUUCUUCCGGAUAACAACAGAAUUACCUACAUGAUCGUCCAAAACCUGCACGAAGAAUGUGGACAUGGAUACAGACUCAUGGUUAAAAACAAACUGAAGCAGCUGUUUUAUGUGGUUCACGUGGACGCAGUCGUGAAGAAAGUAUCGUCGGCUUGUAUAUGGUGUAAGGUUCAUCGCAAUCGGCCUCGUGUUCCCCGAGAAGCUCCGUUGCCGCUGCAACGACUUACCCCACAUCUUCGCCCUUUCAGCUUUGUGGGAGUUGACUACAUGGGACCCUUUGAAGUGGCUGUUGGACGCCGGAAUGAAAAACGUUGGAUCGCAUUGUUCACCUGUUUAGUAACUCGAGCGGUGCAUUUAGAGGUGGCGCACGGGCUAACAACACAGUCCUGUUUGAUGGCGAUAAGUCGCUUCAUCGGGCGACGAGAUUGGCCGAUUGAGUUCCUCUCGGAUAACGGGACCAAUUUCCAAGGGGCUAGCAAAGAGUUGUUGGCACAGCUCAAAGGAAUUGAGUUUGAUUGCGCUGAACAAUACACAAACGCGAGAACGAGGUGGACAUUCAACCCACCCGCGGCACCCCAUAUGGGUGGCGUAUGGGAGCGUCUGGUACGAUCGGUGAAAGAGAUAUUGAGAGCAAUUAACGACGGAAGACGGCUUACGGACGAGAUUCUUCAGACGUCCAUCGUAGAAGCAGAGGACAUAAUAAAUUCACGUCCGCUAACAUACGUGUCACAAGACUCAGAAGAAGUGGAUGCGUUGACCCCAAACCAUUUUUUGCGAGGUCCUCCAUCUAAGCAACGAAACGUAACGAGUCCACCACCGCAUCCGGCUGAAGCACUUCGUGAUACGUACAAACGAACGCAGCAGUUAGCUAGUGAGUUGUGGCAGCGCUGGAUCAGGGAAUAUGUUCCAUCAAUAAACCAACGAACCAGGUGGUUUGGCGAAACGAAACCGUUGAAAGCAGGCGAUUUGGUGUACAUCGUCGAAGGCAACAAUCGGAAAUGCUGGGUCCGCGGCAUAGUGGAGGAACCUAUAGUGUCGAGCGAUGGUCGUAUACGGCAAGCAUGGGUCCGUACCAGGACCAAGCGGUACAGACGAGCGGCAGCAAACUUGGCCGUGUUGGAAUUAGACGAUGGUAACUCUGAACCGAAUGAUACCUUCGGAUCAGGGUUACGGGUCGGGGAAUAUGUUGGGAACACUGCCAUGCCGCUGCAAUAA